Molecule: messenger RNA, 2562 nt
Organism: Penaeus vannamei (Pacific white shrimp)
Lineage: Eukaryota; Metazoa; Arthropoda; Malacostraca; Decapoda; Penaeidae
Product: neurofilament heavy polypeptide
Biological process (GO): DNA double-strand break processing involved in repair via single-strand annealing
Molecular function (GO): damaged DNA binding
Source: RefSeq, a predicted model, not a curated record
AUGACCGUACCCUAUCGAUCAAGGGAUUACCCACAUGACUACCGACCAUGUUGGUACCCCUGCCAGACCAAAACAGCUGUUGGCGCGCUAAAGGAAACUAUCGAUUCCGACAUGCAACAGACAAUCAAAAUGGGCACUCAAAAUGUGGUGAAGUUUUGGUCAUCGAUCCUAGGUGAGAGUGUUUUCGUGGAUCAGUUGGAGUCCGUUAUGGAUAUUGAAGACAGUGAUGUGCGGACAUUCAAGCUCCUGUGCAAAACGCUCUUUCUGCUGGUGAUGGAAAUCAAAAAUGAACGGGAUGAAAUCAAGAGCACAGGAACAAGCAGCAACAGUGUGUGCAGGCUGUGUCAGGACAAGUUAUCAGGGAAGAACGACGAAGUAGAAAGGGAGGAAGAGUCCAUAGACCACAAGAAAGCAGAUGAGAAAUCCAUCAAGGUGAGGAAAGGCUACAGGAGUCUCACAAGGCCAUCACCACUGAAGAUGAUCUUUGGCUCAAGAAAGGGGAAUGAGGAAAAGAGAAGAAUGGAUGGUGGGUUAGAAGAGGAUUCACCGACUAGUCCUGAAGUUGUUGUGCCUGAGACAAUGUCACUUGAUGAACACCCUCUCCAUGUAAACGUAGAGAAGAGGAAGAUGCUGAUGAAUCAUGUUGUAAUGGUCCCAGAAACUCUACCUUUGAACUUUACACAGAGGCACGAAGAUGAUACAUACAACAACGAGGACUUUUUUGAUGCCACUGGUACAUGCAAAGAAAACAUUUCUCCUGAAAAUCAGAGAAAAGAUCAGUUGGAGGAAGAUAUUGACAUUGGAUCAGAGACUCCUGUAAAGGGCACCUCCAACACCCCAGAAUCAGAGGGAGAGCAAAGUCCUGUCCUGGGAAAGCAAAAUAAAGCUCCAGCCCAAAGGGCAAAAGCUCCGACUGACCAGACAGAUAUAUCCAAGAAACUGGACUUUGAAGACCCACCCAAAGUGGUGCGGCCGCCAACAGAGCCAGAAUCUAGCAUUAAAAAUAAGACUGAAGUGGAGAAUGCAUCCACACCAAGAUACUCCCCUCUUGUCUUUACUAAAACACCCUCAUUCAUGCAAGACGACAGUGACGUUACAUCCCCCUCUCUGUUACCUGGAGCGACAAACAAGAACUCCCAGAGCGAAAGGCUGCAAGAUAAGGGCUCUCCACUCAUGGCCAUCCUCUCCAAGAACACACACAGCCCAACCACAUCCAAAGCAAAGAGAUCGCUGCAGAAGUCGGCAUCGAGCUUCAACUUAUCUCCUCCAAAGGAAAAGUUGAGGAGGCUGCAGAGGCACCACACUACUGAUAAGCAGCUGAAAACAAUAUAUGAGAUGGUUCUUGAACCCCCAGGACCCAAAAACAAGAAGAUAUAUAAACAGACAAAAAUCUCAGCAGAGGUCUUUCAGCAGAAGAAUAAAGCACCUGGGGCCAACGGAGAUGGGGAGGAAGAUGACGAGAGCCUUAUCGCUGCAAUGAAGGAGUCGUUGAGAAGCAAAGCCAUCGAAGACAUGAUGAGGAAGAAGGAGAAGGCUCUUCAGGCCUUGGGGGAUCAUCUGGAAGAUGAGGAGGAAGAGAGGGAGGAAGCAAGUGUGGCUGGUGUUCUAUCGAUAGAGCAGACAAAUACCACAAAAAAAGGUAACCACAGUCCAGAUAAAGGGAAAGCUAAGAAAAUGAACAGUCCAAUAAAGCUUCCAAAGCUCAGUCCCACAAAACACGUCUUGUCAAGUCCUUCCAAAGUAUUCAAGAGUCCCCCAAAGUUUGAGGGAAAGAGGAGUCUAAAGAGGAGGACACAAGACCAUACUUCCAGCCCAUCAAAGAUCCGAUCCAGCCCCAGAAAGCAUGGCUCACUCACAACAAGAAACACCUCUAUCAGUGUCCCUCAGCCUAGGGAGAGAAAGAGCCCGAGGAAGAGGCAGCCGCAGUCACCCCCCGACAAGAAGAAUCGGAGUCCUGUGAAGAAGAGGAAGGUGGAGGAGAGGAGAGCAGAUGAAUCGGGGAGCAAGGAGGAACAGGUUUUGGGAUUAGAUCAGCUGUUGGAAAAAGUGAACAAGAGUCCUUCUAGUGGUGAGAGCCAGCCGGCAAAAUCUCAGAGCAGUUCUUCUGGUUCAAGGAAAAUCUCAUUGAGAAAGAACAAAAGAGAAUUCUUCGAUAAUAGCUUCGACAUAGUUCCUCAGAAGAAUGAAGAACCCAGCUAUGCCUACCAGGGUGAUGUUGUGAGGAAGAAAGAUGCUCGAAAGCAGUUACAAGGCUGGGGGUGUCGAGAGUGCGAGAAAUGGUAUGAGAACCAAGAUCUUGACCCAGAAGAAAGGAAGAGAUUGAUGAACAAAUGCUCCAGACAUCGCAGCAAGCACAACCCAGUCACCAAUACACCCAAACAUUUCUGGGAUCCUGGGUGGGUUGAUACGGAGGACUCAUCAUUUUAGUGUUUUUUAUAUAAGGUGCACUUGAACUGCAUGUAACAAUGUUGAAUGGAGAUAAAGUUUAUAAACAGAGGUAUUUUUGUACAUUUUUGGAAUAUUUUUGUUAUUAUUUCCUGUUGAAUAAAUAUACUAUAUGUA